This is a messenger RNA of Prunus armeniaca (apricot), 1887 nucleotides long. The record is from the annotation of a GenBank genome assembly. Lineage: Eukaryota; Viridiplantae; Streptophyta; Magnoliopsida; Rosales; Rosaceae.
AUGCAAGCAGACAAGAGUCUAGAUGGCAAGGCACCUUUGCCUUGUCCUUUCCAAGAACCAAUGAUAGCACCCAAGCACAUGCAAGAUGGCUCAACGGUAGUAGCUGAGCGGUUGGAAACAGUUAAUUUAAGUAAUGACCCCUCUGCCCCAAGACCCAUCUCUGUCAGUGUUCAUUUAACAGGGGAAGAAAGGGAAGCUUUGGUGUCGUUAUUGAAGGAAUUUCGAGAUGUGUUUGCUUGGAGUUAUGAAGAGAUGCCCGGCCUUAAUCCAAACUUGGUAAGUCAUACGCUGAAUAUUGAGCUCGGUGCAAGACCUGUUGUACAAACACGAAGGAAUUUUCAUCCAGAAAUUGAGAAACAAAUCAAGGUGGAAGUCGAAAAGCUGCUAGCCGCUAGAUUCAUCAAGCCAAUCAAACACCCGACAUGGCUAGCAAAUAUCGUACCCGUGAAGAAGAAAACUAGGGUAAUCAGAAUAUGCACAGACUAUCGUGAUCUCAAUCGAGCCUGCCCAAAAGAUGAAUUCCCGCUGCCCAACAUGGAUAUCUUGAUUGAUUCAACCUCGGGUCAAGGCAUGCUAUCCUUCAUGGACGGAUUUAGUGGCUAUAAUCAAAUCAAGAUGUCUCCCAAGGAUGCCGAGAAAACAGCCUUUCGAACACCUUAUGGAAAUUUCUACUACACGGUCAUGCCAUUUGGUCUCAAAAAUGUCGGUGCUACCUACCAACGGGCCAUGACGGCAGUGUUUCAUGAUAUGAUGGGGAAAGAGGUGGAAGACUAUAUGGAUGACCUCGUAGUAAAAUCCAAAACCAGAGAAAGUCAUCAGGGAGUUCUGAGGCGGGUGCUGGAAAGGUGCCGGCUGUAUGGGUUAAAAAUGAACCCAAAGAAAUGCGCAUUCGGAGUCUCAUCUGGCAAGUUCCUGGGCUUUCAGGUACACCAACGUGGUAUAGAUGUGGAUUCUGAGAAAACCAAAGCCAUAUGCUCUCUUGCACCACCUAAGAAUCCAAAGGAGUUGAAAAGUUUUAUGGGAAGAUUGUCAUACAUUCGGCGUUUUAUUCCAGGCAUUGCUGCAAUGAUGAGUGUUUUCACUCCUCUCCUUAAAAAAGGGAAGCCAUAUAUAUGGAGCCAGGGAUGCCAAGAAGCUUACCAGCGAGUACAACAAUUGAUCACAAAGCUGCCCACGAUGAGGGCACCUAUUCCAGGACUUCCACUCAAGCUUUACUUGGCUGCGACAAAUGCUGCGGUUGGAGCUUUGCUUGCGCAGGAUGGCCAUAACGGGGAGGAAAGCCCCGUUUAUUAUGUAAGCCGACAACUGAGAGGAGCUGAAGCAAGGUACCCAAAAAUGGAACUCUUAUGCCUUGCUCUUGUCUAUGCUGCACAGCGCUUGCGACACUACUUCCUUGCCUACAAGUUACAACUCAUAGUAAAGUCCGAUCCCGUAAGAUAUCUGCUCACAAAGCCGGUAUUAUCCGGACGUCUCGCACGUUGGUUAUUGCAGCUUUCCGAAUUUGAUAUCAUAUGCACAACUCCUAAGGCCAUCAAAGGACAAGCUGUGAUUGACAUGCUAGCUCUAUUUCCCGAAGUAGAAGGAUCAACCCUUUCCAAGGAAGUCCUGGGAGAGUUGCCGGAAAUGGUUGCUACUGUUACAGAGGAGGAACCAUGGACCCUCUACUUUGAUGGGUCUUCCACAUCAAAAGGUGGAGGGGCAGGUGUUGUGCUCAUUAAUCCCUAUGGGCAAGCUACGGCCCUCUCAUUCAAGCUAGACUUUCCAUGCACGAAUAACGUGGCAGAAUACGAAGCUUUUAUUGUGGGAUUGUCCACAGCAAGAGAAAUGGGCGCAGAAAAGGUGAAGAUCAUUGGCGAUUCGAACCUGGUACUAAGUCAAUUGCAAUGA